AUUUGGAAAGAUAGUUGUGGAGGGAGAAGAGGAGUCGCUUGAGCAGCUGACGACUGCAUUUUAUCGAAGGAUUGCAAACCAUACUGUUCUGGUUGAGAAUUGCAAUUGCAAUGAGGAACAUGAAUAUUUUGAUUGCCCUGUGUGUGGCUGUGGGGUCAUUUCCUUGCCUAUUGGGAAAGCCGAAAACAUCGGAGAUUGGGUCGGAUUUGGGGAUGAAGAUUUUCAAUCAGGUUGCUACGUCCCAACCAACAGAAAACAUUGUCAUGUCUCCACAUGGAAUAGUAUCAUUGCUUUGGAUACUGCAAUUCGGAGCUGAUGGAAUAACAAAAAAGGAAUUGAACGAUGUUUUGAAAUACAGCCGACUUGGUACUUAUACACGGCUCAAAAAUGUACAUAAGUCAUUAACUGCAGGCAAAAGUAAGAAUGUCGUUGCUUUUGCUAAUGGAAUAUUUGUACCACGUGACCUUGUAUUAAAAAAAGACUUUAUUAAGCAGUGUUCUGAAACUUAUCAAACUGAGCCGACAAAUGUGAAUUAUGCUGAACCUGAAGCAGCUGCUUCGAUAAUCAACAAAUGGGCUGGUUCUCAUACUAAAGGUAUGAUCACAGAGAUAAUUUCCCCAGACAUUCUGAAUGAAGCUACCAAGCUUGUAGUCACCAGCGCGAUAUAUUUUAAGGGUGCGUGGAAAUCUCAAUUUGACGUAGCAAAGACACACGAAGGGGAUUUCACUGGAGCCGAUGGAGAUGUGUCUCAAGUUCCUAUGAUGGUCCAAACUUCAAAAUUCAUGUUUGGUAUGGCCAGUACGCCUAAUAAAGUGGAAUAUAAUGUUCUCCAGCUACCAUACAAUGAGGCAGUCAGUAUGUUUAUUAUCCUUCCAGUGGACAGUAGCACCGCACUCACUGAAAUAAUUCCUCACAUCAAUAUAAAUAGUAUAAAUGCGUGGAAGAAAAUCUUGAAGAGUAAUAAACUUGACAUUUCUAUACCUAGAUUCACUGCUGAGUCAGAGACGAACUUGGAGGAACUACUUGCACCUCUUGGAAUCACAAAUAUAUUUGAUAAAAACACAGCAAAUUUCAAAAAGCUCUCUAAGUUUCGUGGUCUGUAUGUUUCCCAAAUCCUGCAAAAGGCUAAAAUUGAAGUAAACGAGGAGGGUACGAAGGCCUCUGCAAUGACAGCUGCACUGCUUAAGCUUAAGUCGCGCUCUACUCAAUUUGCAGUAAAUAGACCCUUUCUUUAUAUCAUCUGGCACCAAUCUACAGGCACCAUCCUUUUCACUGGACAAGUUGCAAAACCAUAAGAAGGCAAAGUUGAAGGAAAACAAUUUAGAAACUUGGUCAAACAUUCACGGCAGAAAUAUCAAAUUGCUUUUGAGUAGUUUAGUUGUUAAAAGCUAUUUUAUUAUUUAUGACCAGUGAGUUGAAAACUAGUUGAGUAAUAUGUCUAUUUUUGCCUUGCUUACAAUGAUUAAUUGCAAUGCUUCCUAACCAUCCGUAUGCAACUGCUUUAUUUAAUCCAGUACUGUAAUUAUUCAA
Amblyraja radiata (thorny skate) is the source of this 1530-nucleotide messenger RNA. Its product is annotated as glia-derived nexin-like. The record is from RefSeq and is a predicted model, not a curated record. Gene Ontology annotation, biological process: negative regulation of endopeptidase activity; negative regulation of plasminogen activation. The coding region runs from base 111 to 1295 and encodes 394 amino acids. Gene Ontology annotation, molecular function: serine-type endopeptidase inhibitor activity. Lineage: Eukaryota; Metazoa; Chordata; Chondrichthyes; Rajiformes; Rajidae. The transcript has 9 exons.